Coccidioides posadasii C735 delta SOWgp is the source of this 1177-nucleotide messenger RNA. RefSeq lists its product as uncharacterized. Gene Ontology annotation, biological process: protein phosphorylation. Gene Ontology annotation, molecular function: ATP binding; protein kinase activity. NCBI's taxonomy places the organism in Eukaryota, Fungi, Ascomycota, Eurotiomycetes, Onygenales, Onygenaceae. The record is from RefSeq and is a predicted model, not a curated record.
CGCGAUCAUUAUACAUACCACUUCCUGGGAUGCCUUGUCCCAUUUACAACCUGUUCACGACAGGCCAAAAGGUGCUCAUUAACAGCAGCCGCGGCUCGUACAAAGUCACAAAAGCACUGAAGUGAAAUGUCUUUCAAGCUUUAACAAGUAAUCAUCAAAACAGAAAGUGCCGAUCCAAUCAUAUACCAAACUGAGGCCAACUGCUAUGGCUACUGCUGUAUUACCAGCUCCCCAUAUAUGCAAGCGAUGCACGAAGUUGUUGAUAAUGGCACAGACAGAUGCAUGGUGUUUGAGUGCUUGGAUACUGACCUGUGGUCAUUGAGGGCCACGGCACAGGAACUUGGCCAGCCUUUUCGAAAAAUCACUGCCAAGUCCAUCCUUGAAGCUGUAAAAGUCUUCUCAGACAUGGAUGGUCACUUUACUGCUGUGCACACAGAUAUGCAAACAACCACAAUCAGCAUGUGUUCAGUAAACUAAUAUCAAAAUGGAAGACAUCAACCCUAACAAUGUCCUUGUCUCCAAUGUGGACUCGCCAAAACCUACUGUGAAGCUUGCUGAUCUUAAAGCAGUAAUCACCUCUGAGGGCUUUGAUGACUUCCAAUUGCAGGGAGUUGAAAUUCAUGCCCCUGAGAUCUGGAAGGGAGUGUCGCCAACACCACCUUGCCAGGUGUGGUCAGUUGGAGUUACUCUAAUGCAUUUCUUCUCCAAUAAAAUUAUUUUUGGAAACUGGGACCAAGAUUCUCAUGCCCAAGAAUUUCCCCUUGACAUGAACAAAUCUGCCUGGGCCAUUGGCAAGAUUAUGAAACUUGUUGGACCAUUAGAACAAGAUGAGGAUCCCAAGUAGAAGUCAGAAUUUGACUUGGCAGAAUUCUUUGUGAAGCAGGAUCUCAUCAAAGUCAUAUCUCUUGAAGAAGAGUUUGCCAAAGUCAAUGUUCCCUCAGAUUGCGUUAGCUCUAUUCGUUACCUUUUGAAUAUCAACCACAAAACACGACCAACGGCAGAGCAAGCACUACAACAUCCAUGGCUUCAGGAUUUGGAGUGACUAUAGCGGACAAUAAGAGUGUCAGGACAAGGUAACUAAAAAGAAACCAAUUGACACAUACCGGAGCGCUAGAAGUCCACAAUGGAUUUUCCAGAAUGUCACGCCAAACCACUCUAGGAACUCGCAUUGGGGCCU